Molecule: messenger RNA, 1037 nt
Organism: Moneuplotes crassus
Lineage: Eukaryota; Ciliophora; Spirotrichea; Euplotida; Euplotidae
Source: the annotation of a GenBank genome assembly
UAUUCACAAAACCUUGAAGCAUAGUCUUGGGUUUUUCGGACACCAACAUACUCACCUCAUGGCUGCCUUCUGCCUCUAUAGUGCAUACACGGUGGGAUCCACUGCCCUCAGCUGGUCUUGGAGGUUGUUCAAGACUUUCCUGAGACCUGGCAGAAACUUGUUCAAGAGGUAUCAAGGAGGAUAUGUGUUAGUCACCUUAGCCACAUUUGGCCUUGGUCUCGAAUAUGCCAUGCAGUUUGCAGCCAAGGGCUUCAACUUGGUCUUGGUCGCCAGAAACCAAGAAAAGUUGGAUGCUGUAAAGAGAAAGUUCAAAGAAGAGUUUGGAGACAUUGACAUUAAGUUAAUUGUGUUUGACUUUGACAAACCUUACACUGCUGAGGGCUACCAACCUCUCAAGGAUGCACUUGAUCAAAUUGAAGAUAUAUCUGUCCUAAUCAACAAUGUGGGUGUAUUUAAAGCAGAUUACUUUAAGGAACUUGAUUUCUGAAUGAUCAAAACAAUACUCAAAGUCAACCUUGUACCUCAGACAAUUAUGACAAAGCUUUUGCUUGCUAAACUUCUUGAAAGAUCAAAGAAACAGGGUAAAAGGACUGCUAAACCUAAAUAGUUGAAACGUGAAGCUCAGCUAGUACUUAGUUAUUAUUAAUAUCAGCUCAAUCAUUCGUUACACUCGUCGAAAAUGAUAAUCUGUUUGAUCAGCUACAAAGUCGUUUAGUAAGACUCUUUCAGAUGUGUUAAGAAAAAGAGUAUGGGAAGUACAUUGACAUCAUGGCUGUGCUCCCAGGAAUCACUAAUACUCAUAUGGUCAACAUAAAUGCUCCUUUCGUCCUUCAGCCAGAACAACAUGUAAGAUUAUCUUAAAACAGAUUAAUUUCAAACUCAUUCAAACCUUUACUUUAUAGGUAAGAUGGACCCUUAGUGAUCUUGGAUACAACAGCCAGACCUUUGGCCACUAUGAGCAUUGGAUUUAUUGAAACGCCAACAGACUCCCUGGCUUUGAUACAUUUUAUACAAGAUUAAGACUGAGAUUACUUGCU